Monodelphis domestica (gray short-tailed opossum) is the source of this 2723-nucleotide messenger RNA. It is a transcript of the gene MALL, whose product is annotated as mal, T cell differentiation protein like. Gene Ontology annotation, molecular function: structural constituent of myelin sheath. NCBI's taxonomy places the organism in Eukaryota, Metazoa, Chordata, Mammalia, Didelphimorphia, Didelphidae. The record is from RefSeq and is a predicted model, not a curated record. Gene Ontology annotation, biological process: myelination. Gene Ontology annotation, cellular component: membrane.
UUGAAGUAUUGCGUGCCAGGCAGAGUUGCUGCACAGAUCACCAGAUCUAGGUGAGCUGCAACAGAAGCCACUGAACACAGAGGGGAUGGCAUCGAAAGACUUCCCUCCACCCACAACCUAUGCACCACCGGAGGUGCCAACAGGAUUAGGCUUUUUUCUGACAAUCCCGUAUGCUUUCUUCAUUCCAGAACUGUUAUUUGGAUGCUUGGUGUGGAUUCUGGUAGCUGCCACUCAAGUGUAUUUCCCUCUGUUGCAAGGAUGGGUUAUGUACGUGUCCCUCACUUCAUUCCUCAUCUCCCUGAUGUUCCUGUUGUCUUACUUACUAGGAUUUUAUAAAAAGUAUGAGUCCUGGAGAAUCGUGGAUAGCCUUUAUCAUGGAACUACUGGAAUUUUGUACAUGAGUGCUGCCGUUUUGCAAGCAAAUGCAACAAUUCGCACGGAGACAGAAAGACAAGAGAAACUCUAUUACGAAAUAAAUACUGCUGCCACGUUCUUUGCUUUUAUUACCACCUUUAUGUACAUCCUCCAUGCCUUCAGCAUCUACUACCACUGAAGUAGAGUGUCAAGACCACAAGACUGAGAGGAAUCCUGAUGUCCCAGCAUGACAAACAUCCAGAAGCUGGACUGAGAAGCUCUUGGCCCACAUUUUCAGACUGUGUUAAAACAAAAGUACUUUUGGUAACUUGUCUUUGAAAUUUAAAUUUGUCUAGAGGUUUCUGUAUAUCAGAUGCAAUUGUAUUGUAUAUAUAUUUUUAAAAGGCAUAUUUUAGUUUGCCUGGAAAAUAGCUCAUUCUAGGAAUUCUUCACCAAUGAAUAAAGCCAGUGAGGUGCAUUUGUAGUCCUUCAUGUGAAAGGUUAAGCCUCAAAGAUAUCACUCCCUCAUCAAUGAUCCAGCAACAGGAUUAUGCAUACUUUAAAUAGUGUUAAUGAUCAAUUCAUUAUUGAUUAUCAAUGAUUAAUCAAUAUGAGACAGCUAUGUAGCACAGUGGAAAGAAUGCCAGGUCUGGAAUCAGAAAGACUCAUCUUCCCAAGUUCAAAUCUAUCCUCAGACACUUACUAGUUAUGUGAUCCUGGGUAAGCCACUUAAUUCUAUUUGACCUCAGUUUCCUCUUAUGUCAAAUGAGCUAGAGAUGUAAAUGUUGAGCUCCUCCAGUAUCUUUGCCAGGGAGAUGCCAAAUUGAGUCACAGAGAGUCAGAUAUUCCUGAAAAAUGACUAACCACAGCAAUAAUCUUAUUUUCUAACAGUAUUAUUUUCUAAAGAACAAAAUUAUUUCAAGCUCUUAUUUUUAAGGGUGACAUGAUCUAAUUUUCUUUCUUUUCAUGUCUGCUUUGGACAAAUGAGGUACAACCAGGACUUUGUCUAAGAGGAUUUAAUCCCAGGCUGAUGUCUAAGGGCUGAAGCCAAGAGGGAAUCACACCCUGUGCCCCCUUCCUUGUGUGUAUCAGCUGAGGGAGCAGCCUCCAUUAUAGUACAAUGAAAGGAGGACCAGAAUCAGUUCAAAUUCAUGUCAUCAAGUCUUCCUACCUGUGUGACCUUGAAAAAAACAAUCAUUGAACUUUCUUGGGUUUUGGUUUCUUCUCUGUACAAUGAGAUGGUCAGACUAGAUGACCCCUUUGAUCUCUCCUAUCUCUGGUUCUAUGAUCCUUCAUUCCCAUGGGCUGCCUCCCUGGGUCCCUGCGCACACAAUAGAACACUAUUCUUGAUCAAAGCCAUACAUCUCCCUUAGUUCAUAAUUUCAAGUCCAUCCCACAAGAGACAAAGAAGGGGCCUUCAUUAGUGUCUGCCAAGGUUUUAAUGCUUUAUGUAAUUGUACCAAAAUUUCUAAAUCAAACUUUAAUACAUGAAAGAGCCUCCUUAGUGUGGUCCUAGAAACCACUCUGUCCCUUAAAAGUGAGAAUGAGCAGAUAGCAGAGUUGACAUCAAAAGCAGGGGGUAGUAAAGCAUAAUGGAAAGAGCACCAUAUUUAGUGUCAGAGACUUGAAUAUCAUCUUCUGUUUUUUAGCAACUGUGUGACCUUAGACAAAUCACAUAACUUCUCUGGACUUCAGUUUCCUUGUCAAGAAUGGUGCCCAAGGCUCCUUCCCUAAGUUUAGGGGAUAAAGAGUGAAAACUCAGUCACCAGGAUGCCCCAGAGGAAUCUCCUCAAAAUUCCAGGAUGAUUCAUUCAUACCAUUCCCUUCUUUCUGUCUCCUCACCAGACCAUGGGAGUAAAUGGUUGCCAUGAGGGAGGAAGGGGGCCUGAAUCCAUCUUUUAAUCAAUAUAGUUGUGUGACCUUAAGCAAGUUAUUCUAUUUUUCGGUCUCUUGUUUCAUCUUCUGGAAGAUGAGGAGGAUAAAUCGUCAGAGGUGUCUUCUAUUUCAGUAUCCUACCAUCUUAUGUAGUAGCAUAUCUUUCAAUACUAUGCUAAUCUUUCCAUGAAAAUGGAUGAAAUGUUGUUGCUAUUUUUAUAAACAAAGCAUUGAGGGGGAUGAGUAAAACCUAAUUUCUAUACUUAAACAACCUUUUAUCCUAUGCAUUCUAGCAGGUUAUUUACAUUGCUGAACAUAGGGAAAGAAGUGGGGUGGGGGGUAUUUGUUUGGUCUUUGCAUCAAAUGCAUCAUUGCUGUUUUUUUCUGAAUUAAAUUAAAUUUUGACUCUUCUCAGUGAAAUGGAUACUGUUGGUUACUCCAGUAGCCUAAAACUCAAGGUGCUUUUUUUAAAAAAAUUAAAUGUUUGAAGCUGA